Molecule: messenger RNA, 546 nt
Organism: Tigriopus californicus
Lineage: Eukaryota; Metazoa; Arthropoda; Copepoda; Harpacticoida; Harpacticidae
Product: histone H2A-like
Exons: 1
Coding region: 100-474 (124 amino acids)
Cellular component (GO): nucleosome
Molecular function (GO): protein heterodimerization activity; structural constituent of chromatin; DNA binding
Source: RefSeq, a predicted model, not a curated record
CUAUAAAUACAAGUGGUUCAACCUCAGGCACUUCAUUUGUACUUCCCCUUCCGACUCUCUGAACGCUGGAUUGUCGUACGAGAUCGAAUUGAAGUGACCAUGUCUGGACGUGGUAAAGGCGGUAAAGCCAAGGAGAAAUCCAAGAGUCGGUCCAGUCGAGCGGGUCUUCAAUUUCCGGUGGGCCGGAUUCAUCGGCUUUUGCGGAAGGGAAACUAUGGCGAACGUGUGGGAGCGGGUGCGCCCGUGUACUUGGCCGCGGUGCUCGAGUAUUUGGCGGCUGAGGUGCUGGAAUUGGCUGGUAAUGCGGCUCGCGACAAUAAGAAGUCUCGGAUCAUCCCUCGCCAUCUGCAGUUGGCCAUCCGGAACGACGAGGAGCUCAACAAGUUGUUGAAUGGCGUGACCAUCGCGCAGGGUGGCGUGUUGCCCAAUAUUCAAGCCGUCCUCUUACCCAAGAAAACCGACAAGAAAGAGUAAUGGACGACACUACUCUCUCAGAUCUUUGACGUGAAUUUUGUUGGACAUUAAUAAAGAAACCGCUUUUUCAAA